AUCAAAUUCUAUCUUGGGGUUUUAGAUCUUGAUGUUGCACUUUACUAUGAGAAACCAACUGUUAUCACUGAAGCUAGUAGUGAUGAAGAAAAGUCCUAUUAUAAGCAUUGGGAUAGGUCUAACAAAUUAGGCUUAAUGUUCAUGCGAAUGAAUAUUGCGGGCAACAUUAAGACUACUCUUCCCAAAACUGAAAGUGCAAAAGAACUUUUGAAACUUGUGGAAGAGUCUUUCCAAACUGCUGAUAAGUCUCUUGCUGGGACACUAAUGGGUACUUUGACCACCAUGAAGUUUGAUGGUUCACGUACUAUACAUGAGCAUGUCAUUGAAAUGACAAACAUAGCAGCAAGACUUAAGUCAUUAGGAAUAGAAGUGGAACAAUAUUUCCUUGUGCAGUUCAUCAUCAACUCAUUACCGUCUGAGUAUGGUCCUUUCCAAAUGAACUACAACACCAUGAAAGACAAAUGGAAUGUGCAUGAAUUGCAUGGUAUGUUGGUUCAACAGGAAACGAGACUGAAGAAUCAAGGAACCCACUCCAUUAACUUUGUAAAUCAUCAAGGGGAUGAAAAGAAAGGAAAGAAGCAUGUUAAGGGACAAUAG
Molecule: messenger RNA, 597 nt
Organism: Capsicum annuum
Lineage: Eukaryota; Viridiplantae; Streptophyta; Magnoliopsida; Solanales; Solanaceae
Exons: 1
Source: RefSeq, a predicted model, not a curated record